GCUGUAACCAGAGCAGCUGAGUUUUCAAACCUCAUAUUGCUAAGGUUUAUAUGAAAGAAAAAAAGGAAAGAUAAUAGAGGUCCAUUUCUAUUUCCUGAUCGCUUUCCAUGAUUGUGUUCCCAGAAAAAUUUACUGGUAUGCUUUUGACACGGGGUGCAGAGACCCAUACGACAGAUGCAGGCUAGUGUAGCGGUGAAGUGCUGGCUCUGGAUCCAGCCUGCCUGUGUUUGAAUCCACCUCUUACCAGCCUUGGUCAAUAACUGGUGAAGGAGACAAAGUCUCAUCUGGGCUACCCCUCAGAGCCAGGCUGGCCUGGGCCUGGGAGCAACCGGAUUGCAGAUCUGGCAUUUGCCACCAGGUGGCACCAGGAGUAACUGUUCUCAGUGUCCACUGUCCUGAGGAAUUGGGAGUGGGCCCAGUUCAGGUGCUCAGUGUUUUGUGCCCUUAGAACACAGGACAAGAGUGCUCAUGGGGCCGUGAUCCUGGUAGGAAGGGGAAGCAGGCUGGAGGAAAUAGCAGGUGGAAGUGCAUGGAAUGCCAAUCCAUGCCAUGCCCCUGGAUGACGGCCACUACUUCCUUUCCCAAAGGUGGGAUGUUACCCCUUAUCCAUCUCCCCAGUCUCUACCCCAUCCUCAGAAAGAGCCCAGAGGGCGAGGGAGACUCUGUAGAGGUUUCAGUCUUCCUAGGCCACUUGCAGGACUGGGCUCCGCUGCUCCCCAGCAGAAACCACGACCACAGCACAAUGAGGGGUAAGUCAGAAGCCCUGUGAGGAUGUCCUGCUGUGCCACCUCUCAGCUGCGUAUGGGACCUGGGCCUGGCUUCAGGGCUGCUGGCUUCCAGGUUGGCAGUUGUGUCUCUAGAGAAAGGUCCAGGUUGCUCCCCGGCGGCCUCCCCCGGAAAUGCUCCGUCUUCCAUCUCUUCGUUGCCUGUCUCUUAUUGGGCUUCUUCUCCCUACUCUGGCUGCAGCUCAGCUGCUCUGGUGACGUGGCCCAGGCAGCCAGGGGACAAGGGCAGGAGACCUCGGGGCCAUCCCGGGCCUGCCCCCCAGAGCCACCCCCUGAGCACUGGGAAGAAGACGCAUCAUGGGGUCCCCACCGCCUGGCAGUGCUGGUGCCCUUCCGUGAGCGCUUCGAGGAGCUCCUGGUCUUUGUGCCCCACAUGCACCGGUUCCUGAGCAGGAAGAGGAUCCAGCACCACAUCUACGUGCUCAACCAGGUGGAUCAUUUCAGCCUUGGCCACCUGCACAGGUUCAACCGGGCGGCACUCAUCAACGUGGGCUUCCUGGAGAGCGGCAACGGCACGGACUACAUUGCCAUGCACGACGUGGACCUGCUCCCUCUCAAUGAGGAGCUGGACUAUGGCUUCCCUGAGGCCGGGCCCUUCCACGUGGCCUCCCCGGAGCUCCACCCGCUCUACCACUACAAGACCUACGUCGGUGGCAUCCUGUUACUCUCCAAGCAGCACUACCAGCUGUGCAAUGGGAUGUCCAACCGCUUCUGGGGCUGGGGCCGCGAGGACGAUGAGUUCUACCGGCGCAUCAAAGGAGCCGGGCUCCAGCUUUUCCGCCCCUCGGGAAUUACAACUGGCUACAAGACAUUUCGCCACCUGCAUGACCCAGCCUGGCGGAAGAGGGACCAGAAGCGCAUUGCAGCUCAAAAACAGGAGCAAUUCAAGGUGGACCGGGAGGGCGGCCUGAGCACUGUGAAGUACCGUGUGGAUUCCCGCACUGCGCUGUCUGUGGGCGGGGCCCCCUGCACUGUCCUCAACAUCAUGCUGGACUGUGACAAAGCCGCCACCCCCUGGUGCACACUCGGCUGAGUAGGCUGGACAGUGAGGAAGCCUGUGCCUACGGGCCGCUCUGCUGCUCACGCUCAGGACAAGGCCUCCUGCCCGGCUCCAUAGGGCGCGGAGCUGCCUGGAGCGAGACAGCGAGCUACGCAUUGGCGGCGGCCCAGCCCCAGAGUCAGGCUCGAGCUGGGACAGGACACAUGGGCUGCCUGGGACGCUGCUAGCAACCUACGGUGAUCGCAGAGGCUGAGAUGUGGCUCCCGACUGGGACUCUCCCUCUUCCUUCCUGCUCGCCCUACUCUGCCCUACUCAGACCUGCAGGCAGUGGGGAGGGUGGAACAGGACGACCUCUAACCGCCCUCCCUUUUGUUCCCUCCCACUGGACCGCCUCAGGCAGAGGUGCAGUUUAGGAGCCGUGCUGCUGAUGUAGGUGGCAGUUGUGACUGGGAGGGUUAGAACUCCAAAAACCAGAGUACAAGUCCCACAGAAAGAACAGCCAGUCCCAGCUCUAGCUGGUUGUCACCAUGCAGGAAUGUGGGUCUAGUGUCGCCAGAUCUUCUGAUUUCUCAAAAGAAACUAGGAAGCUGGAUUCUUAAGUGAAAUCUGCUGAUUUUUAAAUGAUAGCAACUCAAUGAAACUUUCAAAAAGUAUGGCAGGCAAAACAAAA
This is a messenger RNA of Lemur catta (Ring-tailed lemur), 2455 nucleotides long. It is a transcript of the gene B4GALT7, whose product is annotated as beta-1,4-galactosyltransferase 7. The record is from RefSeq and is a predicted model, not a curated record. Gene Ontology annotation, molecular function: xylosylprotein 4-beta-galactosyltransferase activity. Bases 772 to 1818 code for a protein of 348 amino acids. Lineage: Eukaryota; Metazoa; Chordata; Mammalia; Primates; Lemuridae. Gene Ontology annotation, biological process: carbohydrate metabolic process; proteoglycan biosynthetic process. The transcript has 6 exons.